Molecule: messenger RNA, 4176 nt
Organism: Diachasmimorpha longicaudata
Lineage: Eukaryota; Metazoa; Arthropoda; Insecta; Hymenoptera; Braconidae
Gene: Doa
Product: Darkener of apricot
Exons: 9
Coding region: 1499-3562 (687 amino acids)
Biological process (GO): protein phosphorylation; regulation of RNA splicing
Cellular component (GO): nucleus
Molecular function (GO): ATP binding; protein serine/threonine kinase activity
Source: RefSeq, a predicted model, not a curated record
UCCACAGAAAAAAUUAGUGAAUAGAUUUUUUUCAUUCUUCAUCGCUAUGUCACCAACACUUCACAAAUCAUCGAUGUCGUGGAGGAAAUUAUUUAUACUUGAGGGAUAAACCAGUCGAUGUUAACUAACUUCCACUAAGGAUAGGAAGAGUGAAUACAGCCAUCAACCUUGAAAAUAUACCUCACUCAGACAUUAUUAAUAGUUUAAACGACGAAGACUACGAAAACUCGCCGCCCACUUGGGAUUUUCAAUGGUUCGGGAGGGACUUAGUGGCUGGCAGAAACUAGUGGAUUGAUUUUUCUUUUCAGCGAUAAAUUAGUCUAUUCAUUUUUCAUAGUACUUAACUCGUGAUUUUUUGUGAAUAUUUCCUUCUCCUGCCUCUAAAAUCAUCCGUUUCAACUCACGAAAUAAUUCGUAAACCUCUCCUAUUUCCUACUCCUUAUCGUUAUGGCAUGUGGAUAUCAGCUGAAGUAUCUUCCAAGUGAAUGAGAAAAUUUGAAACAAUGAAAAUAUUUUUAGAGGAAAGUUAGUGAAUUAUUUUCUCCAAUUUUUCGUUCCAAAUAAUUAAUUUAACGUAAAGGGGUGACACAUAGCAAGUGGAUUUUAUUAAUAUCAAGAAUGAAAGAUUGGAGGAAAAAAUCUGGUAAGCCUCUUCCACAUUUUUCCCCAUAGUCCCCAAUUAAAUCAGCAGCUCUCAAGAAUAUCAUAAUAUACUGAUCCCAGAUAAUCAUUUCCCUAAUAAAUCACAAUUCUUAAAUCUCCCAAUAGCCAUUUCUCAUUACAAUGAACUCCCUGACAUGUGAACAUCGGCUAACGUGUUUUUUCCAAGCUAAGGAGAAAAAUUAAAACGAUUAAAAUUUACGUAAUCAUCCUCAGUGUCGCCAUUCCUUAUCCAUUUCCCUCCGUCAUCAUCAUCAUCAUCAUCAUCAUCAUCGCAUCUCUCUCAAUCUCUCAAUUUUUCCACCACCCCUGAUACCUUCCCCAACCUGUAUAACCCAUCUCACUUGGCCCACAGAAUCAACUGAGGACGCAUUAUUUCGUUGGUUAUACGUGGACUAGCUUGCACAGUCUCCUCUGAAAAUUUAUUUUUAGUAUAACAUCCCAACAGUAUUUGGCGCGGUGAAACAGUUUAGCCCCUCCGCCCUCGUCUACCACUUCUGAAUCGCGGCGGUGUCUUGCGUCGUUUGUCGUCUUCGAGGUGGACAUCACUCGAUCGACGUGCGUUAACGAUAAAACAACUUCCUCUCGUCGCAACAAUCUUAAAUCUAAACUCCCAAGUGAUCGGAAGAAAAAGGAAAAAAAAUGCUAGUAAAGUAAGGAAAAGGAGAGGCUGGCCCUCGCGACACUAAACCUCUUCAUCUAAAAAAUAGUGCUAAAACCCAAAACAAACCUAAAAUCUAAAAAUCUCAACUCAUUUCGAGAUUUCAAGAAUAAAAAAUCCAACUUUAACUCGACGGUCAUAACUCAAUCGUCAAGAUCUUGCUCAAGCCUGAAAAAAAUGUUCGCGUUUUCACCUCGAGAGAACUCAUCGUCCUCCCGUCAGCCUUCGACAUCACGUCGUAAUCGCUACACCCGCUCAUCGACAGCAAGCGUCACCCAGCUGCUGAGUGACUCGUGUUCAAACCUCCUCCAGCGAUUGACCACUAGAGUACGCGGUCCCUCGACAACAGUAGAUAGGCAAUCAACAGUGGCUCGUUCUCCUGUUCGUCCGACACGUGACCUUGGUACAACAAGAAGUCGAUUAGAAGACAAAUACCAGUCGAUAUUGGAUCGUUAUUCGAAGAAAAAGGAUGGUGACACUGUGAAUAAUAAUUACAAACGCAGCAAUACCAGGAAUAAUAAUGAAGUGUAUGUGAAGGACGAGUUGAGCCCUUUUACGAGGGAAGAGAAGACCCUGGAGCCAGAGCCUAAGCCUAGAAGCGUUGUUCUAACUGAAAAAGCUUAUCCUUAUGUAAGCACCGGUGGAAUUAAACGAGAAAAGACACCGGGGCAUCACAGACAGGAGAGGUCUAAACACUUGACAACGGAAUGUGUCACCAGGUAUGGAAGACAUAAGUCCGGGCAGAUUGAGAAUAGAAGCAGAAACAUUAGACCGCUUCAUCGAUCCGGUAAGAGUGAACAGCUGGAGGGCACCUUUGGUCGACCAAAGCCAAGAGAGUCAGAGGAUUGCAAUGGAGAUUCUGAUAGAACACCUACUCAGUGGAUUCCAGACACAAUCGAGGAUGAGACCAUCACCGAGAGAGAAGCCAAAAGGAAGGAGAUUCAGGAACUUAUCAUGAAGUAUUCAGCGAUUGAUGAGGCUUAUGGCAAAGUUUGGGGUGAUAAUGGCGAGACUAAACCCAGUACUGCUGAUAUUAUUGCCAGCAAGUAUCAGAGGAAAGGAAAGGGAUUGUGUUCGGUGGCUGAUGAGAAAUUUAAUGAGGGGAUGAUUAGCCCACGACAAUCAUCCGUCGAGGACGACGAGGACGGCCACCUUGUAUACCAAAAUGGCGACGUCCUGGCAAAUAGAUAUAAAGUACUGUCAACCCUGGGCGAAGGUACUUUUGGAAAAGUUGUCAAGGUUAAGGAUAUGCAAAUGGAUCACAUUAUGGCCUUGAAAAUCAUCAAGAAUGUUGAGAAGUACCGGGAAGCUGCUAAGCUGGAGAUUAAUGCACUUGAAAAAAUUGCAACGAAGGAUCCAGACUGUCAGCAUCUCUGUGUGAAAAUGCUGGACUGGUUCAAUCACCACGGACACAUGUGCAUCGCCUUUGAGAUGCUAGGACUUAGUGUGUUCGAUUUUCUGAGAGACAACAGUUAUCAACCUUACCCACUGGAUCACGUACGACAUAUGGGGUAUCAGCUGUGCUACGCUGUGAAAUUCCUCCACGACAACAAACUCACCCACACCGAUCUCAAACCCGAAAAUAUCUUGUUCGUUGACUCCGAUUUUGACAUUACAUACAACGCUAAAAAGCGUCUUCUGUUUAAGCGACGGGAUGUUCGACGCGUUAAGCGAACGGACAUACGUCUAAUCGAUUUUGGCAGCGCAACAUUCGAUCAUGAGCAUCAUAGCACCAUCGUCAGUACACGACACUACAGAGCACCUGAAGUUAUUCUCGAACUUGGAUGGUCCCAGCCGUGUGAUGUGUGGUCCAUUGGUUGCAUACUCUUUGAAUUGUACCUGGGAAUAACGUUGUUCCAAACACACGAUAAUCGUGAACAUCUUGCUAUGAUGGAGCGCAUACUUGGCACUAUUCCACAUCGUAUGGCGCGUAAAACAAAGACAAAGUACUUUUAUCACGGCAAAUUGGACUGGAAUGAUAAUAGCUCUGCUGGGAGAUACGUUAGGGAUAAUUGUAAACCAUUGCACCGUUAUUUGCUCUGCGAGGACGAGGAACAUAGACAACUAUUUGACUUGAUCCAGCACAUGUUGGAUUACGAGCCCUCUCAACGAAUAACCCUGAAGGACGCUCUCUCCCACCCUUUUUUCGACUCUCUCCCAGCCUCCCAGAGAAUAAUAGACGCACGAGCUGGUGGUGAUUCCCAAACUACACACGAGAGAUCUCAUUCGUUAUCCCGAUGAAGCUAGAAGUGGGGCCAAUCCUUUGACUGGUCAGACACAAAACUCAAACGAAUAUUCAACGCACUUUAUAAAAAAUUCAUAAUUCACCUUCGAAGGUACCUCUGAGAGCUCAGUUCCCUCGUUUAAAUCAAUUUUUAUUAUUUAAUUAAUAUAGAUCGAGGGAUAAAACGAGCAAAAAAGUAAUUAACGUGUCUGCUCAGUUGUAAGCGACUGGGUCCCAUCCCUCAAUCAGUUUAUUUUCUCUUCAAGUCUAUCAUUUGCGAUUGUAAUUACACAUUUUAUAAUGCUCUUCUGUAUAUUGUAUCCUAUUUUAUUAAUAACAAUUCAAGAGGGUAACGGAUGGAGGAAAUAAUUGUAAAGAUGGAAUACAGAUGGAGAUUUUGUUUUUUAGAAACUUUGAGUGAUUGAUAUUAAUUCUUUUUUUUUCUUUUCUUUUGUAAAUUGUUGACAAUGGUGAUGAAAUCUCCGCGAUUUCAAGGAAUUAAAUGAACCGUUAAACGACGUAAUGAGGUGUGAGUCAGUGAAUGGAGGUAUGACUGAUUUUUCAGGUUAUGAAAAUUGUGAUGCAUGAUGAAGCAUCAAUUCUUCGCUUAAUAAACUAAAUCAUGAUUUAA